AGUGUUCUGUGCUACCCACAGACCAAGAUACCGUUUGUUGUGGUUUUAUCCCGUUCGUCGGUGUUAUCCCUGAUUUUAUCAGAUAAACGCAAGAAAAAUGUUGUAUUAGAUAGUUAAAGAUACACUAAAAUACAAGUUAUGAUUAUGAAUUAAUAUUUUGAUGUAGAACAACUUACUUAAAUGUUAGUUAUUAAUGGAGCCUUCGGUCGAAAACGAUACGACUCUAACCAUGGAAAAUAGACACAGAAAAGAGAAAAAGGAGCUUCAAGCACAAAUUCAAGCUUUAAAAAAAACUGCAAAGAAUGAUAAAUCGAAGAAGAAAGAAAUUUUAUCAGAAAUUGCUAAAUUAGAAAUUGAAAUGGAUAGCCGUCAUAAAGAAGAACUUAAGUCGUUGCAGCUGGAAACGAACCAAACCGAGAAACAUACAUCUGAAAACCAAAAUUCUGUAGAACAAGAAGUAGCAAAAAUGAAAAUAUCAAAAGCACAAAAAAGAAGGGAUAAGAAAAGUCUCUUAGAAAAAGAAAGGGAAGAAUCAAUAAAAUUACAAGAAAAGGAAAAUCUCCAUGGACCUAGAAAUCAAGAAAUUCAAGAAAUAUCAGCUAAGUUGAAAUUAAAGAAACUAAAAAUAUUUUCUAUUCCUUCUGAUGGUGACUGUCUUUUUAAUGCAGUGGCACAUCAGUUAUUAACCAUUAGAAAGGAGGUGUAUACAGCUGAACAGCUAAGGAAAGUCUGUGCAUCUUACAUGAGGGAAAAUAUUGAUGAUUUUUUACCUUUUAUGACAAAUCCAGAUACUUAUGAGAUGCUCACUGUGGAAGAAUUUAACAACUAUUGUGAUAAAAUUGUAAAUACAAAUAUGUGGGGAGGUCAGCUGGAAAUUAGAGCUUUAUCUAGUACUAUAAAGUGCCCUAUAACUGUUAUACAGGCAACUGGACCUGAUUGUAUAGAACAGGGAGGUGAAUUUUCAGGACCACCUUUGGUAAUUACAUAUCACCGCCAUAUGUACCGUUUGGGUGAACAUUAUAAUUCAACUUGCUUGUAUGAUGAGGAGGAAGUUGAAUAAAAACAUUU
This is a messenger RNA of Diatraea saccharalis (sugarcane borer), 1068 nucleotides long. The record is from the annotation of a GenBank genome assembly. NCBI's taxonomy places the organism in Eukaryota, Metazoa, Arthropoda, Insecta, Lepidoptera, Crambidae.